Symbiodinium necroappetens is the source of this 3126-nucleotide messenger RNA. NCBI's taxonomy places the organism in Eukaryota, Dinophyceae, Suessiales, Symbiodiniaceae. The record is from the annotation of a GenBank genome assembly.
AUUGUCAACGACUACCUCAGCGAGAAAGGUCGCUACGAUCGGCGCUUGGAGGUUACCGAAAGUGUCGCGAAGGACGAAGUGUUAGUGAAGCUGCCCCUGUCGCACGUGCUCUCCGCAGACUUCUGCCAGCAGGACUUGACGGACCAGACGAUUCGUCAGGUGGUCGAUGCACAGAAGCGGAGUUCGGAACCUGUUGACAUCGCUCCCUGGACCUGGAUCACACUUUACACGCUGGCGCAUGCGAAGAAGGAUUCGUCAGCGCCUUCUUCGACAGGCUGGCGCUUCGACACUCUCCUAAAGCAAGAGUAUAUCGACGCUGCUCUGUCUUACUUGCCCCUGUUUUGGGACGAUGCUAGCCUGCACUGGCUGAACGGCACCGACCUGCUGAAUGUCCAUGUUUUGGAUGUCCACGCCGCAAUCGAGACGGAGUACCACAAGCUCAGCUACUUGGUGCCCAGCAUCGAGUCCUCGAUCACUGUAGUGGAGCCUGCGGCUUUGAUCGGGGACUUGGGAGUUUCAGUUCGAGCGGCCAGAUGCAGCUUCGAAGCCUUGCCGAUCUCGCCUUUGCAAGGCUGCAAGACCCACACGCGCGGACAGGGCUGGCGUGAUGCUGGAACCCGAUUGAACCAGGUGGCUUUCCUGGUGUCCACCGGCCGCGGCGAGGAGGCGCAGAGGACCGUAGAGCUUCUCCAUGCGAAGCAUCACGUAUACGUCAUAUGCGCACCUCGCACGGUGCGGCCAAGCCUGGACGACUGGAUCCGCGAAAGAAAGCUCAAAAACGUCUUCGUCAUCUCGGAGAUGGAGCCGGAUCAAGCACACACCAGCAAGGACCUCCGCUUGGAGGCCACGCGCUUGCUCCUGGAAUAUCACAGCUGGGACUACCUGGUGGACCUCGCCUCCGGGGCAUGGCAUCCGGCGCACUCAGGGCUGCUCUCUCGGUGGCUUGCCUUGCUGAACGGAACCAGCGUGGUAUCCGGCAAUGGUGGAAGCUUUGCUGUCAGCCGUGCCCAUGCUGAGGAGGUCACAGCAUCCCUGGAUGCGCCGGAGCCGCGAAAGCUUUGGGCCAAGGCCUCCUGGCCUGACUUUUGGGCACAAGCUUUAUCGUCUGGCCAGGUCCCCAAAAGUCAGGGGAUCCGGCCUUUCUUGGAGAGCCAGUCCAACAUGAGACUGCCGGGCAUGCUGCAAACGUGGAGCAUUGUGUCACCGGUGGAAGCGUAUGAUGCUGGCGAGAGCUUCAAAGCUUUGAGUUCGGACUGGCUGUCGCUCUAUGCCAACCUCACGCUUUGGCUGGUCCACGCCCUCAUGGCCAAAAGCUCCGGCGACAGAGUGCAGUCAGUUGCGCAGGUCUCACGGCGUGCCUUUGGCAGCCGACGAAUCCGACGCACUGCCGAGAGCCUUGGGCGGCUUGCGGAUGCCUUGACUGCGGAGGUCAUCUUCUCGCCAGCUGAUGGCAAAUGCGAGAUCCAGGGAGCCGUCAAAGGACUCCAGUUGCAUGACUGCCGCAUUGAUGCCGAGAUCUUUUUCAUGGAGCGGCUCUUCGUUGCGGACCCCUUUCCACCAGGCCCAGCCCUGGGUCGCAGGACCGAGCCUUGCGGGAUCUCCUUUCCACAUGUCUUCCGCGUCGGCACCGGCUGGGAUGGGGAUGAAUUCCUGUUCCACGGCUUCGCCUCCCUGAUCCCUGCUGCGGCUACCGGUGACCUUUGGGCAGUGCUGAUCCCCUUGGUGCUCGUGGAGCCCAAGGGGGAGAAGCCAGAGCACCCGUGGUUCGGGCCGUUGGAGAUCCGCUGGAUUGAUGCAGAGGGCAUGGUGCGCUAUCGGGGUGGUGGCCAAGCGGUGCGGCCAGGCGCCAUCUGGGAACGCUACUUGGGUUCGGCCCUUCCACCUGGCAGCUACACCGUGUCUGUGCGUAUCCGGCGUGGGCCUCUCUUGGCACAGCGAUCGUUUGAAGUGCUUCCGGAAGACCUUUCCACGAUGGAGCCGGCUGAGAGGUUGCGGCUGCUGCCACAGUACUUUGAUUUGCUGGAUGAAUCCGAGCAUCUCGGAGAUCAAGGAACGCCGACCGCACAGCUAACAGGGACCAGCAGCCAUAGCACUCGCGACAACACGGCCACCACUACCACUGGCACUGACACCAGCACCACCACCAGCACCAGUCGGGAGCCAAAGAUGCCCCGAAGAGAAACUGUCACUUCGCGGCAAGCGCCAGAGCCAGGCAAGCUAAAGCCAGUCGGAUCGUCGGGGUCGGUUUUCAGGCCUGGCGCCAAGGAUCGGGAGUGGCUUCGAAAGGAUGUGCAGCGAGCAGCUGCACGAAGGAGCCGUGUCGCCCAGACGAGGCUCCGGUCUUUGAGGACCAAGCCCAAGACAGCUGCAGAGCGAUGGCAGCGGGAAGUUGAAUGGAUCCGUCGCGAUGUCGAAGCUUUUGCUCCGCGAAGGCUGAAGCCGAAAGCUAUGUCGACGCUGCAAAAGGACGUGCAUUCCGCUCCACAGAAAGAAGCAUCCGCACCGCAGAACAAGGUACUGCGGCAGCGCCCCGGCCCCCCGGUGGACGCAUCGGAGCGGCAACGCAGAGAGAAGCUUUGGAUCGAGCAGGAGGCGCAGAAGCUGCGCGCCGCCAAGGCCUCGAGAGAAGUGAAGGCAGCAGCCUCAGCAGCCAGCACCUUGCACUCGAAGGAGGAGGUGAAGGAGCCCAGAAGCGUUUCUGGCCGCCUUCCCUCACCAGCUGCAGCGGAGAGUACCUGGAUUCGUAGGGACUUGGCCGUCCAUGAGCCUUUGAGGCGACAGCGUUGUCAAGGCCUGCAACUUCAAUCGGCUUCAAAGCCUCAGGCUCACAGAGACUUCCUGCGGACGGCAUGCGCGUCGUUGUUUAUGAUCGACAUUGACGUGCUGCCCAAAAACGUCGCAGGAGUUCCAACCCUGCUGCCGCACACGGCACCCAGACCCUCACCAGCGCCGCGACGGCGAUCGAAUUUCACGCACAUCUCCGCCAAAGUGAAGCAGCAGCUCUCCGGCAUUAUCCCAGACGGCGUCGUCGACAAAGAGCUGCCGUGGAUUCUGGAUGAUAUUGAUUUCGGCCAGAGAAUACGACAGCUUCAAGAGAUGGCAGAGCCUGGAGAGGAAAAAGAGACA